Messenger RNA from Saprolegnia parasitica CBS 223.65, 626 nucleotides. RefSeq lists its product as hypothetical. The record is from RefSeq and is a predicted model, not a curated record. NCBI's taxonomy places the organism in Eukaryota, Oomycota, Saprolegniomycetes, Saprolegniales, Saprolegniaceae. The transcript has a single exon. The coding region runs from base 11 to 412 and encodes 133 amino acids.
UCGCCCUCCGAUGACGGCCAACCGCGAGCACUCGCCGCUGCUGGCCGCCCCGAGCUUAGCGCCGGUCGCCCCGACCAUGGCCCUCGCGACAGGCCCGACCCGGCAGGUCUCGCUCGGCGGGAAGCAGCGGCCGAUCCAAGAGGUCCAUCCGCUGCCGUGGUUCCGCAGCCCCGAACUCUCGAUGAACAAGGAGAAGGCGCGGCUGCAUCUGAAGCGCAAGCAGCAAGCGCUCAAGGCACCCGAGCGCUGGACGUGCGGCCGCUACUUUGGCUCGCUCGGCAGCGGCGAGAAGUGCGUCCACCUCCUCGUGCUCGUCAUCCUCAUCUUUACGAUCGUGGUCAUUCUCUCCAUCUUGUUUGCGCCCGACGCCAGUACGGUGCCGCCGCCCCGCGCGCUGCGAUGGGACGAAUGAAGCCAACGACGAAGAAGAGAAGGAGAGCGCCACGACGGUCUAGUCGUACGUUGUCUGGCGUGUAUAUAUAUAUCGUAUGCAGUACAUGAUGGUCCAUGCGCGGGCGGCCAUGCGCCCCACGCCCCACCAACACGGCCAGGCGACCAGAAGUCGUCGUUGUAGUAGUGGACAGAGUUAUUCGUUCUAACUCGCAACACGGUCAUCUUCAGGGCCA